Molecule: messenger RNA, 1975 nt
Organism: Sinocyclocheilus grahami
Lineage: Eukaryota; Metazoa; Chordata; Actinopteri; Cypriniformes; Cyprinidae
Gene: crfb1
Product: cytokine receptor family member b1
Exons: 10
Coding region: 245-1888 (547 amino acids)
Biological process (GO): cytokine-mediated signaling pathway
Cellular component (GO): plasma membrane
Molecular function (GO): protein binding; cytokine receptor activity
Source: RefSeq, a predicted model, not a curated record
CGUUUUUCAGUAAUGACGUUAGGAAAGCAGAUUUGGGAACUUCCUUAAACGUUUGAAAACGUUCACUUAACGUUAAAUUUUGUGCGCUCUCGUUGACAAAAGGAUAGGAUAUAACAUCACGGAUUUACAGAUCUUGUCAGUCACCAUGGUGUAGGGGUGACUUAAGAAUCAGGUGAAUUUAUCAAGAUCCCAUCCACUAAAGUGUGAGGUUGCUGCUAUUUGUGAAUUAUGAUCAACAAUCAAAAUGAGGAUCACUUACACGGGGCAGCUUUUCCUCAUGUCUCUCUACUUUACAGUGCUUAACACAAUCCCUGCUCCUGUCAACUUUACAAUAUUGUCUCAUAACUUCAAGCACAUUUUACAGUGGAGCCCUGGAAUAAAUUCUCCUCCACAGACUGUUUUCAAUGUAAAUCGAAGCUGUUCUUCCAGAAAACCUCAACGUCUGCGACUGAACGUAAGAAAUAUGACAGUAGAUGUCUCUGAAACAUUUAAAGACAUCUAUACAUUCUGCACAUUCUUUCUUUGGGCAUCGAUUGACAACAUGACAUCAUCGAUAGUUAAUAAAAGCAUUACACCAUAUGAAGACACAAUCAUAGGUCCACCCAUUAUAUUUCUGUCUGGCUGUGGACACUGUCUGAAUAUCAGCAUCUCUGUACCCAGUGAAUCAAGUAAAGUAGAUCAGCUGCAUCCGUUUUAUAAUUCUGUGUCCUUCGAUAUAAGUUGGAAGAAAGCUGGACAGAAUGACGCCAACCAGAUCUAUACGUCAAGUAAACAGUAUGUCCUGCAGAAUCUUCAGCCUGGUAAUAAGUACUGUGUUAAAGUACUUCCCCAAACCAAUUCCAACCGCAACACUCAACCGUCUGCUUGGCAGUGUGAAUACACUAGUAAAGAGGAGCCAAGAGGAAUGCUCUAUUUAAUGAGUUGGUCACUGGGAGCGGCAGUGUCAGGUUUAGGUGUGCUGGUGCUUGCUUUGAGUCUGGUUUACACUGGAUCUAUAUGUAAACCCAAGUCCACUCUUCUUAAAUCACUGGGUAACAUCACUGAAAUGUACUAUCUGAUUCCUGAACAGAUAUUAUAUGAGAGAGUAUCACUGACUGAGUCACAGUUAAUCAGUGUAUCUAAAAAUCAUCCCACCAAAAACAACAACCCACUGAAUGCAGAGGAAGAUCCAGAAGGCAAGCAAAUUGAAGACGAGGAAAACUAUGUCAACAAGGCAGAUACAGAGGAUGAGGAAGAAGAUGAAGGCAACUGCAACUACAUGGAUUGUGUAACUGACAGCAGUGGUUGGGAAACUAAUAAUAGAGAAGAGAAGGCUAUAGUUUCAAUUUCGACCCUCCAUAACAGUUCAGGGAUCUACCAUACAAAAGAAGUAGCCAUGGAACAAAUCCAUCAUGAUGAGUUUGAUUGUAAAAAGCUAUUUGUAUUAGACAUGUCUGAAGAUAGAAGCAGCCAUCCUGAAGUCAAAAUGAAGUUACAAUCGAAGGGGAAUCAAGAUGUUGCAGCGGAUGUCUCGGGGAACAUCAACUUGUUUUCAGUCACUUUGAGGGCUCUGGGACCAGAGGAUGAUUUGGAUGAGGAGGAGGUCUGUAACCCUCUGCUACCCAAGUUAGUGGGAAGUGAGGUUCAAGAAUUAUCGACAUCUCACAUCAGUCUCCUGGAGAGACAGAAAAAAAACCCACAGCUUUGUGCACCCACACAGAAAGAAAUGAAAACAGACGAUCCAAUGCAAGUGGAAAGCCAAGACCUCCUUUCUCUAUGUUCUUCUGAUUUGGACAUGAGGACUGAGCAUGACACAACAUCAGAAUAUAUGGUGACUCAUAUAGGAAACAUGCAUGAACAGAACAGGUCAGAGGAGACAGACUGCGAUACAGACUAUAUGUCACGGUAAAGACGACAAUAUGUUGUCAUGUCAACAAUAUUAAAGACAUGUUGAACAUGUUCACAAUUAGGGCUGGACAAUAAUUCACUUGGUGAG